This is a messenger RNA of Bursaphelenchus okinawaensis, 5145 nucleotides long. NCBI's taxonomy places the organism in Eukaryota, Metazoa, Nematoda, Chromadorea, Rhabditida, Aphelenchoididae. The record is from the annotation of a GenBank genome assembly.
AUGAAGUUCUUUUGCGUUCCGUUGUUCGCCUGCAAAGGCCAACUGGUCGAGGCCUUGGAUUAUAGCCAAAAGAAGCUGACCGACGUGCCGAAGGAAGUGAUCAAGGCCAAGAAGACGUUGGAGGAACUGAAUUUAAGUGUGAAUUCGAUUGAAACGCUGCCACCGGUAAGGGAGACGAUAUGUUUUAGAUUUUGGACCAAAUUUCUAUAAAAUGUGUCAACGAUGGCCAUAUUUUUGUACAUAAUAAAUCUAUUUUUUGAAAUAUAUUUAAAAUGUGUUGUAAAAUACGAUGCGUCUACCCGAGUUUGCAAAUUUUUAACUUUUUCUUUAUUUUGGAGCUGUCAACAUGACACAUUUCGUAGAAUUAAUUUCUGUAAAUUAAGUCACCGCUCACGGUUUUCGCGGUAAUUAUUGACCAAGUUUCACGAAGCAUUUUAUUGUUAUACCUAAAAGCAAUUUCAAUUUACAAGUUUUAAAGAUUUCACUACUUUCUUUAAUUUUAGCUUUGUCAAAAUGACGGAUUUUCUAAAAUGUAUUGGUUCUUUCUAUUUUUAAAGAGAAUAACUUUAUAUUUCUUCAGGAACUGUUCAAAUGCAUCAGGUUAAAGAAGCUGGACAUCAGCGAGAACAAAAUAAAGAAUGUCCCGGAUGAAAUAGAUGAACUCACCGACCUUAUGGUCCUGAAUUUGAGCAAAAAUGGUAAGGUUUUUGAGUGUUUUUCUUGAAUUUUAGGUGUUUGAUGGAUAAAACUUGGUUUGAAUGGGUAUAACUUGAGUUUUUAGUGCUUUUGAUAAUUUAUUAAUUGUGUUUUACAUAAUGGUUUAAUAAAAAAGUUGGUUUUCUUAAUUUUUUCGCGAGGAUAUAACUGAUAUUGUUGUAGAUCCAAGCAAUUUUUCUAUAGCUUUUUGUUUUCUUCUUAUUUUUGCUUGAUUUUUGAUUCGAAACAACGUCUGUAAUGUCUUUAAUGGUUUAAAUUAGCUUUUAAGUCAAUUUUGAGAACAAAACUUAAAAAUAAAACCAAUAUUAUCUUACCCUACCUCAAUCAAACUUCAGAUUUGAUGAACCUUCCGGAGACGAUAGGAAAAUGUGUGAAUAUGGUUUCACUGAAUCUCAGCAACAACAUGUUGUCACUGUCAAAGUGUGUAAUGAAUUUGACACAACUCACAUCACUUAACAUAUCAGAAACUGCUACCGCAGCUUUGCCGGCUGAAAUUGAUCAACUGGUGAACCUUCAACAUCUCGAUGCUUCACAAUGUGACAUGUCUUGCUUGCCUAACUCUAUUGUCAGGUUGAGCAAGUUGAAGGUUUUGGAUUUGUGCGAGAAUCACAUUACUGAGUUGGUAUGUUUUGUUUUUUUUUGUUGUUCGUGUUUAGGUGAUAGAGAUAGUCAUGGAUAAUAUAACGUUUUGAUGUCUGAAAGUUAGGGAACGGGUUUAAGUGGUAUAUAUGUAUUGUAACAGAGUUUGUAGAAGGUUUUGCGAUUUAUUUCCGUCGGUUUUUUUAAUAGUAGCAGCUCAGGAAUAGAACUUGGUGUUAUACAUGGUUGUCAUUAGAUGGUUAUGUAUAAUAUCAAUUUUUGAUGGUUUCUGAUUGAGGUAUCAUUCUGAUUAAUUUAUAUAAGUUGUAGGAUUAUCUUACGAAGAUUUUAGAAUUAGUUUUGAUCAGUUUUAAUCAAUGAUUUUGUUUUAGCCAGAACGAAUGGACAACCUAGUUUCAUUGGAAAGUCUGGAUCUUCGUACCAACUUUCUGACUCGAAUCCCAGAAUCUUUGCUACAAUGUAAAGAACUUCAAACAUUGGAUUUGUCACAGAACAGUCUUACCUCAUUACCAGAGGAUUUGGGUGAUUUGGACAAAAUGGUCGAGUUGGUGCUAUGCGAAAACUCGUUACCUGAGUUGCCAACUUCAAUUGGAAACAUGAGGCGGUUGGAAGUGUUGAAGGUGACGAAGAAUAGUUUGACCAAAUUGACACCGUCAAUUUGUCGUUGUGUCAAUCUGACUGAUUUGUAUUUGGGACAUAACUUGUUGCAGGUAGGGUUUUGUUUGGAUUUUUCUUGUUUUAACGCUGUUCAUAUGGUUCUAAAGUCGUUUUUUACAGGUUGUAAGCUAUUUUAUUAGGUCUAUGUGCGAUUUUUAAAUGAACACUGUUUUAGGAAUUGCCCAGCAGUCUUGGAAACUUGAAUAAAUUGAGGUUCUUGGACGUGAGUGGCAAUCGUCUUGAAGCUGUGCCUUCAACGGUAAGAUUUUUUUGGUUUUUAUGAUUCAGCUCUAUUUUAUAUUGUUUUUUAAAUUUUUUUGAUCAGGUAGGCUUAUUAAUUUGCAUGAAAUUUUAUUUUGUGGGUCUGAAGUGUCAAUUUUGAUCAGAAACAUGGUUUCUUAGGCCAACUAUGGGUCUAUUAGGUUGUAUAAUAAGUAAUGAGUUACUGAGCUUUAUAUAAAUUAUGAGAAAUAGCUUUUUAUUUUUAAUAAAUCCUAAUAAACUGAGGUUUGUAGUCAUUUUCAGCUUAAAUUUUGGUCAAAAUAAUGUUUUUAUCACCUUUUGUGUAAAUAUUCAGAUGAUUUUACCUAAUACUCAAACUUUCAGAUAGGAAACUGUUGCUCAUUAGGCGUUCUAGCACUUCGCGAGAACCAAAUAACCGAAUUGCCGAUGGAAAUAGGCAAGCUGGCUCGCUUAAGAGUACUAGAUGUAGCCUUCAACAGACUAAAUCAUCUGCCAUAUACGGUUAAAGUGUUGGAGGAUCUACAAGCUCUAUGGUUGUCAGUAAAACAACCCCCACUACCGCAUUUGCAUACCAUUGAUCUGCCGAACAAAAUCAAAGCCCUCACUUGCUGUUACCUACCUCAACUUCCAGACAAAGGCAUACCUAUUGUUGGGGAUCAGACUUUGGAGAAUGAACUUAGUCGUAGGUUGAUUUGUGGUUGUAAUGAGACUGAAUCUUGAUUUUGAAUAAGAUUGAAAAUUCAAAAAUAUUUUAAAAAUAUUUUUAAAAAUUGAAAUUUUUUUAAAUUUAUGUUUUUUAAGCUUUACCCUUUUCAGAAUACGGCAAAGAAGCCAAAUCUAUGGCCAGAGGCCCACGAGUCGUCUUCUCCAGCUCUGGAGCCGAUGCCACAUACGAUGAUGAGGAUGAAAGUCAAUACAAGCUUGGUCUUCAACGAUACGACACUCCUCACCCCAAGCCAUUUGCCCCCAAGAACAGAAUGAACAAGAGUUUAAGUAACUCAGCGAAGGAUCCGGAUACUUCAGCUGAAAGUCAGGUAGGGUAAUAUUUGUUAGAUAUAGGAAAGAAGAGGUAUAUAAGGUGGUAUUAUAAUAGUUAUCAGGUAUAAAGGUGUAUAUAAGGUGAGUACUCUAAGGUUAAAAAUAAAUUUUGUCUUUCGUUUCAGUCCGAAACCCGUCCACUUCGCUCGGUUCUCAAGAAACGACCAGUCUCCCAGCACGCCGAAUGUCAGUUGACUGAGGAACGUGGAGACCCAAUCACGAUCCAUCGUGACCACAACGGCCUGAUCGGAUGGACAAUCAUGGGCGGAUUGAAAGGAGAAUUCUACAAAAAUGUCGAAGGCAUCUUCGUAUCCUACGUCGUACCGGAAGGUCCGGCUUCAAAAGCCGGAAUCCAAGCCGACGAUAAGAUUCUGUCCGUGAACGGCAUCACAAUGAGGGAUCUGAGUCACGGUGACGCGAUCAAAAUCCUGGAAGAUGCCGGCGAGCAGUUGGAACUACGAAUCGAACGAAUUCCCUUCGAGACCGAUGAGCCAACAACCAUGGCUCCAAUGAUACCUGAACUGGAGGCUGCACCUCGACCUCCCUCACGAUCCGGCUCGGUUAUUGAGUUCGAAAUGGUUCAAAGUGGAAACGACGCGGCUGUUUCACAAGGAGGUCAAAUUUUAGAUAUCAAUAAGGGACAGAAUGCUGGAGCUCAAGCUGGUAUUAACGGUCAAGUAAGACUCAAUGGAGUGCAACAUGGUAUUAGUGGUGGAACCAGUUUAUCUUCAUACCAAGGUCUUCAAACCGAAUUUUCAUCAACCAAUGGUAUCCAAAAUGGUUUACCAUACAACAUUGGUCAAUAUAACCAAAAUAACUCUACGAUAAAUCACGGAAAGGAAACAACCUUCAAAGGUACUAACAAUACAGUACCACCACCUCUAAACUUGUCUCAAGACGACCCAUUACCUGCACCACCAACUGCGAGAUUUGUGGGUAUUGACAACCGAAAUGGCACUCACUUUGGAGCACAUGUCAAUAAUGUAGCGUCAUAUGGAACUGGCUUACCAUCAGCUAGAAGUAUGCCAAGUUUGGUAGAGAUUAACCUAUUCGAGAAUACUGCACCACCAGUACCACCAAGACGGUCGGGGUCGAGAAGCAAUUUGAAUGCGGAUUUCGAUGUCAAAGGGUUCUUGAAUUCAUUGGUGAGUUUUGGAAAGGGAGGUUGGGUAGAAAAUGGCAUUUUUUGAUUUUUUAAGUUUUUUGAAUUUUAAAAAUUUUGUAAUUUCGAAAUUUGAGGAAAAGAAAUUGUAACCUCCGUAAUUUUAAUAAUUUUAGAAAAAGACUCCCGCUCCAGCUAGACCCUCAUCCAGCCUAACAAACAAGAGCUUCGAAGAUGUCGCGGCCGACAUUCAAGCCGCCAAUCCAGCCAUCUCAAACGUUGAAUUCGUGGACCGAAUGGAGCCAUUGGCCGCUUCCUCGCCCGUUCCUCCAAAAUCGAAAAUUCCAAAAAGCCAAAACUUUGGAUGGACAAACCAAACACAUGUCACUAGACCUGGAUCAGUGACUAGUGCUUCGACUAACUACUCAUACAAUAACAAAGGUGAUAGCAAUGUUUAUGGACAGUCAAGAAUCCCUGGCUUUAAACAGCCGAUUGGUAGUUUGGGUUCGAAUUUGAAUGGUCAGAACGGUCAGAAAUUGAAUGAGACUGGUCAGCUUAACCAGAACAGUCAGGGUAUCAAUCCGAACGGGCAGAAUAUCAACCAGAACUCUCAGAACAUCAACCAGAACGCUACUACCCACAGCCACUCAAAACUCCCAAGCCCAACCGAGCUGUCACGCCAAGCCAACGGCCGCCACCGCCAAAUCAACCCACCCCCAGUAGCUCCAAAACCAUCCCUCGAGAAGCCAGAAAGACUCGAUUUCAACAAUAAAAUACGCCAUUUUUGA